CAAGUUAGGCAGGCAGCACUUAGGCGCCGCGUGGUGGGUAAAUGAUGCUGGAUGGUUCGGGGGCAGAAUUUUGAACUUUUUCGAUGCCGGCAGCAAAGACCGGCGAAGGCUUCGUUAGAGCCCGACGCAGCUCCGUCCGGCCCCGCCCCUGGACUCUCAAGUCCCCGCGGGCAAUAGCUUGAGGGGGAUGCUCUUACCACUGUUAUGGCUGGCGCUCGAAGUAGGGAUACGCUCCCGCAAGGGAGGAAGCUGCCAAACGCCGACCUCUCGCAAGAGCAGACGACGACCGUGGGCCCUUCAGCAGAAGAGCUCAGAUAUGAAGACAAGCUCUCGAUGUGCAGCAAAUUAUGCUAUGGCAUUGGAGGUGCUCCAAACCAGAUUGCCAACAGCGCCAUCUCUUUCUUUCUGCAGAUCUAUCUCUUAGAUAUAGCUUUGAUUACUCCAUUCCAUGUCUCUUUGGUGCUAUUCCUUGGCAAAGCAUGGGGAGCGGCUGCAGAUCCUGUUGCAUGCUAUCUUAUUAAUAAAACCAAACAGACUAAAAUUGGCCAACUUAUGCCUUGGUUGUUGGGUUGUACACCUUUAAUUAUUGUGACCUAUUUUUUGCUGUGGUAUUUCCCUUUCUUCAUAUCUGCAAGAGUUGUGUGGUAUCUGACUUUCUCUUGCCUUUUCCAGGCACUGACUACACUAUUUCAAGUACCGUAUGCUGCUCUCACGAUGUUUCUGAGCGCAGACCAGAAGGAGCGAGAUUCAGCAACAGCAUACCGAAUGGCAUUUGAAGUUCUUGGAAUAUUGGUUGGAGCUACAUUGCAGGGGAAAAUGGUCUCCAGUGCUCACACCUCUGAACACUGUAGCCAGCAUCCAACUGUAGAUGGUGUGCACUCUCCCAUACUGCAAGGAAACAGUUCCAGUGUCCCAGACCUGUCCAAUGCAAGACAACUCUACAUGACUGCAGCUGGAGUAAUAGGAGGAAUGUACUUUGCUGGCAUUGUUGCCCUUUACUUUGGAGUGAAAGAAAAAGUAGAUCCUUACGCCUUAAAAUCAGACCAGAAAGUUCCUUUCUUUAAGGGACACAAGCUUGCACUGAAGUAUGGACCAUAUGUGAAACUUGCAGCAGCAUUUCUCCUGAUUUCAACAGCAGUUCAGGUUGAGCAAAGCAACUUGGUCCUCUUUUGUACUCAUGCAACUGAUCUUCGCAACCACUUUCAGAUUUUAGUGCUGCUCAUCUUGCUGUCUGCAUCAAUGAGCAUUCCAUUCUGGCAAUGGUUUCUGAACCAUUUUGGCAAAAAGAGUACAGCGUGUGGGAUAUCAUUGAUGAUUCCUUCUUCAGUCAUGCUGGUGAUCUUCCCAAUCCCGGUUGUUGCCUACGUUGUGGCUUUUGUAUCUGGGCUGAGCAUUGCAGCAUCUUUGCUGUUGCCAUGGUCAAUGUUACCUGAUGUAGUUGACCACUUUCGAGUGCAGAAUCCUCAUUCAACAGGGCAUGAAACCAUCUUCUAUUCUUCAUACGUCUUUUUUAUUAAGCUAUCGGCUGGGAUUGGACUGGGAGUUUCUGCCUCCAGUCUGGAGCUUACAGGCUUCAAAUCAGGGAUGUGCAAACAGUCAAGCAGUGUUGUUAUCAUGCUGAAAAUCUUGGUCGGUGCAGUCCCAUCUAUCCUUAUCCUCUUAGGCUUGUUUGUACUCAUGUUCUAUCCAAUCAAUGAGAAAAGCCGAAAGGAAACAAAAUAUGCCCUUCAAAUGCUAAGGAAUCAUCCAAGCACUGCAAGUCACCCUGAGAAUGAAGAAAUCACCGCUCUUUGAAAAGCCUGAAUAGAAAUUGCCUGCGGUAACUAAAACCUAACCAGGCAGCUGCACUUGGUGGGAUAGGUGGCUUUUCCCUUAUCCCACUGAAGCUUUGUUUCAAGGACAAUACAAGCAUUUAUAUGUCAAGGCUACAUUAAUUCAAAAGACAUUGUAAUGUGGAGCAUGGCUUGGACAAGAGUGCUUAGGAGUUGUAUGUAUAUAACGCUGCAUCGUACUGCAAAGCUCUGGGAAAGCUUCCUGGUGCCCUUUCCACUGAUUCACAGCUAUUUUGAGGAGGAUUGUAAGUACCUAAAAACAAGCUGUCUUGCAGGAGAGACAAGGCUAGCUAGGGCCUGUGAAUGUUGUCCUGUGCCUCUUCAUGAAUGGGCAGUACUCAAAAAUUUCAGCUAAGGGAUCAUGUUCUCCAUGCCUAAGUAGACCAUGUAAUUCCCAUUCGUCACUUGUUCUAAAUAACUGAUUACAGCAACGUAAUAAAAUGAAAUGAAAUUAAAUGGGAGGGGGCCCUUUGUCUCAUCAACCUUUCAAAGUGUCACUAAAGCAUGUGUUUCAUGCUUUACAAAUAUAUUUUGCAUUGUCUUCAUAUGUGAGGAUGUUUCAGCUAAAUUGUUUUCGGUCUGUAGGCACUUGGUUUUGUCCCAUUAAAAGUGACCAUGUACGAAAACAUAUUGCCAAAUAUGAAUGGAUUGCCAUGUGCUUCCCAUGCGCUUUUUAAUUUAAGCCUGUUUUUAAAACUCCUGAGUUAAGGCUACAACAAAGCAGGAGCAUCCCUAAUGCAGCAUUUUACCAGAAUGUUCCAAAAAUGCAAAGCUUUAGUGUGAGGCUUUGUUCCUGUAACAUGUUGGAGAUUUGUUACACCAAGUGAAUAGCUCCACAAUUAUUUACCUGGGGACAAUAUUAUUGAGUGUGGCUAUUCAAAGUCAAGGUUUCAAAAAAUUGCUACUCCAUUUUAUUACUAAUUAUGGCAUAGACUGCCAAAUAGUAUAAUAGUGUGCACAAUGGGGUUGGAGGCAUUUUAUUUAAUAGCUAAUCAAGCCAAAAUAAUAUUUUCCCAGAAAUUGUGUUAUUUGGAGGCGAACCAACCUUUUGAUUAAUUUGAAAAAAUAGAAAUACUGUAUUCUGAAAGUCAAGAUGUUCAGUAUUGCACCAAAAUUUCAGGCCAUUUUAUACCAUCUAGGAGGACUCACUUUACUACCACAGGGCCCACCACUGAUUUUGUCGCUGGAAGUUCAUGUGGAGACUCUUGGGUUUUUUUUAACUGAAACCUUCAUGUUGGGUGCUGAACGUGCAGUCACCAUAAUUUCCAUAAUUGUACCAGCCCAUUUGUGAGUGGCUAUGACUCAAAUUGCUGCAGUAGUGAAUGUGGCCUUGGAGACACCAGUUCACACAAACAGCAUCUCCAUAUGAACACCUCCUGCUCAUGUGCUCAGUGGCAGAUGUGUGUGCCUCCUGGGGAAUUUCACAGAAGAUGCCAGAUAAUAUGAAUUAGCCCUUUGAGUGGCAAAUGCUUAUAACAGAAGUCUUAUGUCUGUCUAUGCACAUGGUAUAUUGGUAUUAUUUUCUAUCAAAACACUCUGGUCAUACCACCUGAAUUCACUCUGUCAUCCAGUGCAACUGCACUUAUUUACACCAGUUAAUGUUUUGGUCCUGGUUUGUGAAUACAGAUUAUUGAAACUUCUGAACUUGUAGCCAGCCCAUACAUAGAAAUAGGUACAAAAGAAGAGCAGACUACUUCAUGUGCUUUCUUCCCCUGCUUGUAUGUAAUCUGACUCUCCAGUUAUGUUCUUAAUGAGCUAAAAAUAUAAUAUGCAGCAUGUAGCAUGUAGCAUUGCUAGGAAAUCUAAUGUGUGUGUGUGUGUGGAAAUCAUACAGUACAUUGCACACUUUCUGCCCAGUGUUGGCGAAAUGUGAAGAGGUAUUAAACUCCAUUAUCUCUGUUGCCAGCACAAAAAUUGUGGUAUUUUUAUAUAGAAAAGCAGGUUCUCUCAGUCUGACUGGGUACAUCUCAGUAUUCUUAUUGCUAAAAUGUAUAGUUUAAUAUAUUUGAAAAUGUAGGGUUUAUUUUUGUGAAUGAACUGGAGUAUUUAUUUUUAUAAUGCUUAAGUUUAAAAGCACUCACUGAGUUGGGAGAAAUUCUUAAUGCUUAGUAUUGGUACAUUUCAGUUAUUUGGAGCACAACCCACUGGAAACAGUUCUUUACCUGAGCCCAGUGGAAUGAGGUGAAGUUGUGCAGAAUCCAAGCAGGGUUGUUCUUGUGACUUUUGCUAAUUUUCAGUGGGAAUGGUACAAAAUAUAUUAUUUGUGAAUUGUCCUACAUCCAAUCAAUAAAAUAUACACACACACAGCCACUCCCAGGAUGCACCUCCACAGAUUAUGGCAUAGAAUUACUCAAACUGUCACCGAUCCAUCUAAAAUGUUUGUUAUAAUGUCACAGUAUUCAUGUAGAAAGAGACCAUAUUGGAUUGCAGAGCAAACCUACUUGAAUAGGUCCUGUACAAUUAAUGCCGCAGUCAUCAAGUCUAUGUUUAAUUUAACAUUUCAGAGAAUACUCAUCACUUUUUACAGCUUUGCAGUAGAGACUGGAAACUCAACAGAGGUCUUGCCCAAAGACAAAAUGCUCAGAUACCAAUUUCAGUUAACCUUCUGAAGUAAUGUGCAAAAAUUCCCACACUGUAAAGUGCCUCUUGGACAGGAGAAGUGGGAGGGUACAGUAUCUGUAAAAUGAGGUUCACGACCAUUGUAUUGCAUAUCAAAUAUUUGCAGUGUGCUUGAAAUUUCAUUUUCAUAUUUAAUUUCCUCCUAAUCUGAGUAAAAUUAUAGUUCAAAUAAUUUGAUAACAGACCAUAUCUGUUACAUGCUUGCCUCAUGCCUAUUGGAUAAAUGAACAAAAUAAACCAA
This is a messenger RNA of Rhineura floridana, 4692 nucleotides long. RefSeq names its product MFSD2 lysolipid transporter B, sphingolipid (gene MFSD2B). Bases 205 to 1794 code for a protein of 529 amino acids. The transcript is spliced from 14 exons. Lineage: Eukaryota; Metazoa; Chordata; Lepidosauria; Squamata; Rhineuridae. Gene Ontology annotation, biological process: carbohydrate transport. The record is from RefSeq and is a predicted model, not a curated record. Gene Ontology annotation, cellular component: membrane. Gene Ontology annotation, molecular function: sphingolipid intramembrane carrier activity; symporter activity.